AUGGGAAAUAAUACCCUAACCAAGAACUGGUGGUUAUCAAAACCAUUAGAAUGGGACGCUUGGAAAGUCGAAUUCAAGAAACAAGCAAGAAUCUACGACCUUUGGGACUGGAUCAAUCCCGAGAAUAUUGAUGAUGAAGGCAAUCCAAUUUACCCCCUAUUGCCCAAACCAGAACCACCAGCUAAAUCAGCAUAUAACCGACAAAGUGGUCUCCCAGUCAACACCAACAAUGAUCAACAUCCAGCUAGACCUGGCACAUCCGUUGAAAGACUUCCAAGAGUACUCGAUGCAAAUAUUCCCGUACAAUAUUCAACAAGAGAAAAUCAGCAGCUUAACAAGUUCAUGGCAACAACUGUAUCUAAGCCGUACUAUGAGAUAUCGUCAGCUGCGGAUGGUACUAUGCGAGAUACGUAUAUCAUGUUACGAGCAAACUUAGAAAACCAAGAUACCGCCUACAUUGAAGUUACAUGCAAAUAUAAGAAGACCGUGGCGCCCCUCUCAGAGCCUCCCGAAAGUUGGGAAGCUUGGAUUGUAAACUGGCAUACCACAAUCCAAAAGGCUUUAGCACUAAGCAUCCCCUGCGUCAGGGAUCCAAAGGCGUGGUUCUCUGACCUUGUAAAGGCCCUCCAGCCGGUAAUUCCCCAAUGGAUAAAUACGGUGGCACCGGUACUAGAAUCGGGAGUAACCUCAGGGACAUUCACAUACUACAUGAUUGCACACAUGCUGAGGGAACGCCUGUGUAUGCACAGAAUCAGCGAAAACGAUGACUCGGAACUCGAGGAUAACAAACCCCAGACCUGGAGAACGUUACACCUACCAGCACAGCCGAAUCGACGCCAAAGCAGUUUUAACAAGCGAAAGCGGGCUAACACCGGAUCCCAACAAGGCACGAGAUGGCGAAGCCCUCAACGUUCCAGGGUAUGA
Molecule: messenger RNA, 924 nt
Organism: Daldinia caldariorum
Lineage: Eukaryota; Fungi; Ascomycota; Sordariomycetes; Xylariales; Hypoxylaceae
Exons: 2
Coding region: 1-924 (307 amino acids)
Source: RefSeq, a predicted model, not a curated record